AUGGGAACAACACGAGCUCGAGCUGUGAUCACGUCACUUCAACACGAGGUGAGCAAAGCAACUGAGGUGAGGAGAGCUCGGUGCAGGCUGCCCGGUGUGUCGUUCCGCCCGCCACAGACGAACCUUAGAGCGAGAGGGUCCGGGCUUGUAGCGACGCGAUUGGCUCUAACAGCCACCAAUCACCAGAGCCGAACACCAGGUAUGAUGUCGGCUUUCGCUCCACUAACAAGGAAUUUAAAUUGA
Danaus chrysippus (African queen) is the source of this 243-nucleotide messenger RNA. The record is from the annotation of a GenBank genome assembly. Lineage: Eukaryota; Metazoa; Arthropoda; Insecta; Lepidoptera; Nymphalidae.